Molecule: messenger RNA, 2376 nt
Organism: Anthonomus grandis grandis
Lineage: Eukaryota; Metazoa; Arthropoda; Insecta; Coleoptera; Curculionidae
Gene: Ddx1
Product: ATP-dependent RNA helicase Ddx1
Exons: 11
Coding region: 124-2316 (730 amino acids)
Molecular function (GO): protein binding; RNA helicase activity; nucleic acid binding
Source: RefSeq, a predicted model, not a curated record
UCAACGUAACUUUUUAAAAUAAAUUUUAUUUAAUACCACAAAGGUAUAAUUACUAUACCAUUGUGUUUUGGAGUCAUAGACUGUGGUGACUGGUGAUAUUUCAGAAUAUAAAAACUCUUCAGAAUGGCUGCAUUUGAAGAGUUUGGUGUGUUACCUGAGCUUUCCAAGGCCAUAGAUGAGUUGGAAUGGACAUUACCCACAGACAUCCAAGCAGAAAGUAUCCCCCUGAUUCUAGGUGGUGGAGAUAUAUUAAUGGCAGCUGAGACUGGAUCUGGUAAAACUGCUGCUUUUUGCUUGCCUAUUAUUCAAAUAGUGUGGGAAACUUUAAAGGACAUCCAAAGUGGUAAAGCCUUAAAAUCUGCUUCCAAAGUUUCUCCGCCAUGGACAAUGUCAACUCAUGAUCGUGGCGCGGCUUUGGCAGUGGCUCCAGAUGGCUUAAGAGUGCAAAGUCGUGAGCAGAAAGAAUGGCAUGGUGUUAGGUGCACCAGAGGAAUCUCUUCUGGUAAAUGGGGCUUUGAAGCCCUUGUUACUGAUGAGGGGCUCUGCAGAGUUGGAUGGUCAACACUAAAAGCUUCGUUGGAUUUGGGAACUGACAGGUUUGGAUGGGGAUUUGGUGGUACAGGAAAAAAGUCACAUAAUAAACAAUUUACUGACUAUGGAGAGGCUUUUGGGAAGAAUGACGUGAUAACUUGCUUAGUAGAUUUUGAUAAGGGAGAGAUUAAGUUUAUGAAGAAUGGAGUUGACUUUGGAGUGGCAUUUACAAAUGUUAAUCCUAAGGAACCAAUUUUUCCUGCAGUAGUUUUAAAGAAUGCUGAAAUGGCUUUUAAUUUUGGUGAGAAACCUUUUAAACAUAGUCUGCCAGAUAAGUUUUUGCCUUUAAUAUCUGCUGCGAAAGACACAGUUGCCAUGAACACCAAUGCACAAGGCUGCUCCAGCGGUGAAGGUGUAGUUAAAAUAUCUAAUAAUGCUCCACAAGCAGUCAUAAUUGAACCUUCAAGAGAGUUAGCAGAGCAGACAAGCAAUCAGAUCAAGCUCUUUAAGAAAUACUUGGAAAAUCCAGCAAUCCGGGAGUUGUUAGUGAUUGGAGGUAUUAAUAUCAAGGAACAAAUAUCUGUUUUACAGAAUCAAGGAGCUGAUAUUAUUGUCGGUACCCCUGGCCGUUUAGAAGAUUUAAUUCAGGGAGGUUAUUUGUCAUUAUCCAAUUGCCGAUUCUUUGUAUUAGAUGAGGCUGACGGCUUAUUAAAACAAGGAUACACCGAUUUAAUCGAAAGACUACACAGACAGAUGCCUAAAGUUACAGCUGAUGGAAAAAGAUUGCAAAUGAUUGUUUGUAGUGCUACUUUACACGCCUUCGAGGUGAAAAAAUUGGCUGAAAAACUCAUGCAUUUCCCCACUUGGGUAGAUUUAAAAGGGGAAGAUGCGGUUCCGGAAACCGUGCAUCAUGUUGUGGUUAAUGUUGAUCCACAAAACGAUAGGACUUGGCAGAAUUUAAAACGUCACAUUUUGACCGAUGGAGUGCAUCAGCAAGAUAAUGUAAGACCAGGGAAUAACAGUCCGGAAACCCUGAGUGAAGCGGUAAAAAUUCUUAAAGGGGAAUACGUGAUUCGUGCCAUAGAUGUGCACGAGAUGGAUAGAGCAAUCAUAUUUUGCCGUACUAAAUUGGACUGCGACAAUCUGGAGAAAUAUAUGAAGCAAAUCGACAGGAGACAUUAUUCGUGUGUUUGUUUGCAUGGAGACCGCAAACCGAAUGAGAGAAAGAGCAAUUUAGAUACGUUUAAGAGAAAUGAGGUAAAAUUUUUAAUUUGCACCGAUGUUGCUGCUAGAGGGAUAGACAUAACAGGUUUACCAUUUAUGAUUAACGUUACUUUACCAGAUGAGAAAUCCAACUAUGUUCACAGAAUUGGUAGAGUAGGAAGAGCCGAAAGGAUGGGGUUGGCUAUUAGUUUGGUUUCAACAGUGCCAGAAAAGGUGUGGUACCAUGGAGAAUGGUGUAAAAGUCGUGGAAAAAACUGCUGGAAUACAAACCUAACAACCCAAGGAGGCUGUUGCAUCUGGUACAAUGAACCACAGUAUUUGGCAGAUAUUGAAGAACACUUAAACGUAACUAUUCAACAAAUUGAUGCAGACUUAAAAGUUCCUCAUGACGAGUUUGAUGGUAAAGUGGUGUAUGGGCAAAAACGUCAAAAUAGUGGUUCGAGUUACCAAAAUCACACCUCGCAAAUGGCACCCAUAGUUAAGGAUCUGACGCAAUUGGAAAGUCAGGCACAAAUUUUGUAUUUGAAACGGCAUCUCACUAAAAUGGCUAGGGUGGCUUGAGAUUAAGAAAUACAUCUAAACAGUGUAAUUGUUAUUGUAUUAAAAAAUAAUGUAUCAACA